AUGUACCUCUCCCAGCCUCGAGACAUCAUCACUCUCUCGCCAGGAUGUUCUCGUCGCCCCGCUUCCCUCCACUCGUAUUCAGCCGAGCGCGAGCGCCUCUCCUCAAGCACGUCGUGGGUGUCGGACCGUUCCUCCAUACCUAGUCCCGCUUCCGACUCGUCGGCGGCGUGCUUCUCCUUUUCUCCACACCAGGCUCGCGCGCAAGAAAUGCAGCCCAUCACGCGCUCGACCAUCGGCGUGCAUGGCGAGCCACAUGCGCUGUCGUUGGAUCGACUCAAGUUCGACGCCACUGCCGUCCCCGAGCCGAGCAGGCCGCGAUCGCGAUGGAUGCGCUCGCAGCACUUUCAAAACGUCUGGGACAGCCUCGACCCGGGCACCGUCGACACUCGACCGCCGCAUCCCUACACCGAGCUCAUCAAGCUCUGCAUCCUCAAGCGCCGCGAGGGCAAGCUUACCUUGAACCAGCUCUACCGCGAUCUCGAAGACAAGUUUGCCUUUUUUGCCAGCUCCGCCAAGGGCAAAGGCUGGAAGAACACGCUGCGCCACAACCUGUCUACGCAGCCGUACUUUAUCAAGCUCGACCGCGAGCACGGCCAGCUGGGCAAGGGCCACUACUGGGCAUACUGUCCGGAUCUUGAGAAGCCGACGUCGCUUGCGCAGAGCUCCGUGGUGCAGCUCUCGUCGCUCUGGCCUCCGUCGGCCACGUCGGCGUCGGCGUCGCUCUCAGAUGUGGCGACGCGUGGUCUGAGCAGCGCAGGCGAGUGGCCCAUGGCGCCGCCACUCUCGCCUCCGCGCCUGCGACCAUGGACGUCGGUGGAGCGGACGCGCUGGGAGACACACGAUGGCUCGCGCGUGCGCCUCGAGCGACCUCAGUACCUCGAUGCCACGAUGGACGCGAGGGCGAUCGACGGCGCCGCACGUCGCUUUUCCGGGCCCGUGCUGGCACCGCGGGUGGCGCGAGCCGACCCGGUCGGGCUCAUGCGCAUGCGCUCCGCCACCAUCGCCACCGUCCCCGAGCCGCGCCGCGUCUGGCCUCCGCCGUCGUCCGCUUCCUCGCCCGAGUCGGCGCGCGAGUGCCUGCCGUCGCUGCCCGCACUGCCGCAGCUGCCGCCCACUCCGCCACGCACCAGCCUCGGCGACUACUACCUCGCGCACCCCAUCGCCCGUUCCCGCUCCUGA
Moesziomyces antarcticus is the source of this 1179-nucleotide messenger RNA. RefSeq lists its product as uncharacterized. Bases 1 to 1179 code for a protein of 392 amino acids. NCBI's taxonomy places the organism in Eukaryota, Fungi, Basidiomycota, Ustilaginomycetes, Ustilaginales, Ustilaginaceae. Gene Ontology annotation, molecular function: RNA polymerase II cis-regulatory region sequence-specific DNA binding; DNA-binding transcription factor activity, RNA polymerase II-specific. Gene Ontology annotation, biological process: regulation of transcription by RNA polymerase II. The transcript has 2 exons. The record is from RefSeq and is a predicted model, not a curated record.